Molecule: messenger RNA, 327 nt
Organism: Desarmillaria tabescens
Lineage: Eukaryota; Fungi; Basidiomycota; Agaricomycetes; Agaricales; Physalacriaceae
Exons: 6
Coding region: 1-327 (108 amino acids)
Source: RefSeq, a predicted model, not a curated record
AUGAUAUCUAACACCACGGCGAAACUCGUUGUUAUCAUUCGGUUUAUCCUCAUUUCUGGACUCGCAACAACAUACUGCAUGUUCGUUGAUAAUUCUCAUAACAUGUAUAUUAAUUCCUUACUGGUGAUGUUCAAUGCACGGGAUGUAAAAGAGAAACAAGGAGGUUCAAGCUCGGGCUCACUGCCUCAUGGAAUAUUCAAAGUUCACGAUGAAGAAAGGAUUAUCAACACAAUACCGCUUUCUAAUAUUGGCCUGGGUAUGCAGAUGUUGGAUGAAUCAGCUCAUGAUCAAUCGAAGUUGGAGCUACAGUUUCAUAGUUCGGAGUAG